This is a messenger RNA of Chara braunii, 1615 nucleotides long. The record is from the annotation of a GenBank genome assembly. NCBI's taxonomy places the organism in Eukaryota, Viridiplantae, Streptophyta, Charophyceae, Charales, Characeae.
GUUAUGGUGAGGGGAGCCGCCUCACGAUUGUACCAGGGGUGACGAGUUUGGCGUGCACGUUCUAAAGCAGUGGAGUGUUGCUGAUCAACGUUCCGAGCGCAUGUGGCUACUAGAACGCAAGUGCCUCCUGGUCUGGAGUGAGAAGCGGGAUUCGAAGGUUGAGUUGUGCAUCGGGAUCGGGUGUACGCUUGUUGUACUUGCGAUUGUCGAGCUUAUGUCUGGAAGAGGUCGGGGGAGAACCGGCGGGAGGAAGGGUAAGUGGUCAAAUUGCGGGCGUUUUUGGAUGGAUCACAGCAGCAACCAGACUCGUGCGCCGACCUCGUAUGCUGAUGGCAUGUCCUAUCAACCCCAAGGCCCACCCAUGCAACCUCCUGCAAUGGCGUACCAGGCUCAUGGUGUUACCAAUCCGUCUCCGCCUACAAUGAUGCAGCAGCAGCUUCCAGUGGGCAUGCAAGGGGGUUUUAUGCUUCUAAUUUUGUCGUCUGCUCAAGCGACUACUAUGCUGCCGCUUCCGCAGUACCAGCCGAUAGGGUGGGGCGCUCAACCUUGGGCACCUGUUGGGCAGGCACCUCCGGUGAGUAUUCCUCAACCGCCUGCCCUUCAACAGGGUAAUCAAAGCCAAGGGGGUGAUCGACUGUCACAGAGCGGGAACGGGAAAGGCCCGGCUGCGAACGCCUUUCCUGGACCCGGGAACCGAGCCUAUUUUACCAAAGAAUAUAUGGAUAUACUAGAAGGGAUUAAGUGCGAGAAAGCAGUCGAGGAUGCUAAGAAGAAGGUAGCGGCGGGUAGACGUUCUGGCGCCAGUAUCAGGAUUGUUGAUUUGACUGAUGAACCUAGGAACCUUGUCUCACAUCCUAGGAACCAAGCUGAGCAGCCUGCAGAUAAGGCUGAGGAAAUGAAAGCUUGGGUUACGGCCACCUUAGGUAAUUCCCUCAAACUCAUCUCUGAUAAGCUUGAGCUGGUAGACAAACGGUCGAAGCUUGCAGACGAUGAGAAGCUAAAACUUGAGAGACUUAGGGAGGAGAAGGCUAGAUCUGAGAAGGAAAGUAAGGAGGCAUCCAACAGCGAGAAGCGGAACAGGCGUGUCGAGCGGACUCCCGUGGAAGCAUCCCCUCUGGUGAGUCGGGCCAAGCCACGUACUCGCGCCAGUGCGAAGAACAAGUCCCGAUCCAAGCGGAUCGACUUGUCCAACAAUAAUAGCGGAAAGGCUGAUGUUAAACAGAAUCUGCAGGCGAAAGUGAAUAGUAACAGUGAUCUAGCCGAUAUCAAGAAACUCCUCGUCUCUCUAGUGCAAGAGGUUGGUGACCGCAAAGGGAAGGGCCCUGCCAUGAAGCCUGUGACCAACCAACACAUACCUACUGAGGACUCAGAGGAUAUCGAUCUAGCUCAGAACGGCCAACACAUCGAGAUGGAUGAUGAAGAGGAAGAAGCUGACAAAGGUGGGCUGGCGGCCUGCAUGAAACUGCGACUCGAAUUCUAUACUUCGCUACAGUAUACUCGCAUUCAAGAGCUUUGCAAACAAAAAUAUAUCCAAUACUUUCGAAAGGAGCUGGGUGCGUGGGAAUUGGCACGCAUCGGCCUUUAGGAGUAUGCUGACUCCAUCAGCGAAAACCGA